UCCCGGCCACUAGGAGGAACAAGGAGGGCUCCUUGUCUGGACCUGGUGUGGAGAAGGAAAGAGGUCCGCAUCCCAACACAGGACGGGACAAACCCAAGCCGCCGCGGGAGGGGAACACUUUCACUUUGACUUUCGAAGACUUUCUUUACAUGGAGGGCAAGAAAUGACAUCGUCAGCGUGCGAAAGGAGGGCGUUUGCUCAUAAAAUCAACCGGACGAUCGCAGCGGAGGUCAGAAAACAAGUGACCAGAGAUUAUGGCUCACCUCAGCUGUCUAAGAAACGAGGAGGAGCUCAUCACCCUUUGCCUCUGACGGAGGUGGUUGAACCAGUGGACUUUGAAGAAUAUGUGAGCAGUCACGCUCCGGGGGUCGAGGCCGGCCCCCUCAGACAGCUGAUGGAGUUUCCCCAGGACGACCUGGAGCUCCUUCCGCUGGACAAAGAGUGCACUACACUGGAGCCGCCUCUGCCUGAGGAGGAGGAGGACUCACUAGAUCCCAGAGUGAGAGAUGCCCUGGCUGUCUACACAGAUGACUGGCUUGUCAUACAUAGAAAAUUUCAGCACUACAGCACCAUCUACACCCCUCAAAACUCUGAGCGCCAGAGAGAGAGGCAGCGAGGGCUGGUCAAACAGACCUUUGAACUGGACGAGGCUGCUGCGCACGAUCGCCAGGACGACCAGGAUGACUCGAAGCGGAGGUCUGUUAGCCUCGAUGAGACCCCCCGAGGCAGCUGGGCUUCCAGCAUAUUUGACCUGAAGAACUCCUCCCCGGAUGUGUUGCUCCCGUCCGUGCUGGAGCGGACAGCUGCAGAGGAUAUGGACCGGAACAACACAGAGGCACGGUCUCAGGAGCGCCACAGUGACCUGCUGGGCCUCUACCCUCCCCCUGAUGAGGAUGAAGCAGUGGAGAGAUGUCCUCUCCCAGAGGUGCCCAAAGAACACUGCGGCCAGAGGAUUAUGGUCAAGUGUUUGUCGCUAAAAUUUGAGAUUGAAAUUGAGCCAAUAUUUGGAUCACUUGCUCUUUAUGACGUUAAGGAAAAGAAAAAGAUCUCAGAGAAUUUUUACUUCGACCUGAACUCGGAUCAGAUGAAAGGGCUGCUGAAACCUCACACACCUCACAUAGUUAUAUCCACGCUGGCUCGUUCCGCAAUUUUCUCCAUCACAUACCCUUCUCCAGAUAUCUUCUUGGUCAUUAAGCUUGAAAAAGUUCUUCAGCAGGGAGACAUUGGUGAAUGCUGUGAACCCUACAUGGUCAUGAAAGAGUCGGACUCCUCAAAGCACAAGGAGAAGCUGGAGAAGCUCCGCCUCCAGGCAGAGCAGGCGUGCUCUCGUCUUGGACGUUUCCGCAUGCCUUUUGCCUGGACAGCCAUUCACCUCCUCAACAUCGUCAGCAGCGUUGGCGGUCUCGAUCGGUCUGACCCAGACUCUGACUCUGAACGAAAGAGCCAUGGGACCUGGAAUGAGAGAAAGAAGAAGGGAUUUGAGAGGAUGAGUGUUGGGGAGGAGAUGUGUAACUUUGCCACUUUCCGCCCAGCAACGCUCACCGUCACCAACUUCUUUAAACAGGAGGGGGAUAGACUGAGUGAUGAGGACCUCUACAAGUUUUUGGCAGACAUGCGCCGGCCGUCCUCUGUUCUGCGACGGCUGAGGCCUGUCACUGCUCAGUUGAAAAUUGACAUCUCUCCAGCACCAGACUCGCCACAUUACUGCCUCUCACCAGAACUCCUUCACGUGAAACCUUAUCCGGACCUGCGCGUCCGGCCCACCAAAGAGGUGCUGGAGUUCCCUGCUCGUAAUGUGUACACGCCGCACACCACGUACAGGAACCUGCUCUAUGUGUACCCGCAAAGUCUGAACUUCAGCAGCCGCCAGGGCUCAGUCAGGAACAUUGCCGUGAAAGUUCAGUUCAUGGCAGGAGAAGAUCCCAGCCAAGCUUUACCGGUCAUCUUCGGAAAGUCAAGUUGUGCCGAGUUCAUGAAAGAAGCAUACACUCCCAUCAUCUAUCAUAACAAGUCCCCUGAGUUCUAUGAGGAGAUGAAGAUGAAGAUUCCUGCCAAUUUGACAGACAACCAUCAUCUGCUGUUCACCUUCUACCACAUCAGCUGCCAACCCAAGCAGAACACUCCUCUGGAGACCCCCGUGGGCUACACUUGGAUACCUUUGAUGCAGCACGGCCGACUGCGCACCGGCUUCUUCAAUCUCCCUGUGUCUGUGGAAAAGCCUCCACCCAGCUACUCGGUGCUCACACCCGAUGUUCAGCUUCCAGGCAUGAAGUGGGUGGAUAAUCACAAAGGAGUUUUCAAUGUCGAGGUGACAGCAACCUCCUCUGUUCACACUCAGGACCCAUACUUGGACAAGUUCUUUACUCUGGUGUAUGUUCUCGAGGAGUACUCCUUCCCGUUCCGACUGAAGGAUGUGAUUAUUACCGAAGCAAACAUGGAAGGCGAGCUGAAGGCCAGCAUCUCAGCGCUGAGAGGGUCUCAUUGUUGUUUGCAUCAGCUGCUCAACAAGCUCAUUCAGCUAAUCGUGUACCCGCCAGUCAUUGCAGGCCAAAUUGUGAACCUCGGCCGGACUGCUUUUGAAGCUAUGGCACUGUUGGUUAACCAGAUCCACAAAAACCUGGAGGGAAACCAAGACCAGCACGGUCGCAACAACCUGCUGGCGUCCUACGUCCAUUACGUUUUCCGCCUGCCGACUGCUGAACCUGUCAUGCCUCCAGCAGGCGUCCAUCCCUAUGAGAUGCCGGUGCAGUAUGCUACCUUAUCCAGGGCGACAGGCCGCCCAAGCAGCCUGCAUCUGUCCCGCUCAAAGAGCAUCAGCAACUCCAACCCUGAUCUGGCUAGCACACCAAUUUCCCCAGAUGAGGAAGUCCAAAGGAUCAUAGGAAGCAAGGGCAUUGACCGCUCGCACUCCUGGGUAAACUCUGCUUAUGCCCCUGGGGGCUCCAGAUCUGUGCUACGCCGGAACCCCAACUCCAGCUGCGAGCUCAAGCAGUUGCUCCAUGAGGAGCUGGCGCUGCAGUGGGUGGUCAGCACCAGCGCAGUGAGGGAUGCAACACUGCAGCAGGCUUGGUUUUUCUUCCAAUUGAUGACCAAGAGCAUGGCUCAUCACUUAUUCCUGACCUCUAAACUGGAUUCUCCCAGGCGACAGCGCUACCCAGACCGCUUUGUUGACGACAUUGCAGCACUGGUGUGUGCCAUCAGUGCAGACAUUGCAGGCAGACAUCACAAGGAUGUGGAGGUUGUAGAGAGGCUGAACAACAGUCUGGCCUUCUUCCUUAAUGAUCUGCUGUCUCUGAUGGACCGGGGUUUUGUCUUCAACCUCAUUCGUUCCUACUACAAACAGAUCGCUAACAAGCUCCACACGACACAGAAUCCCAGCUCUCUGAAUGCCUUAAGGAUGGACUUUAUGCGUAUUGUCUGCAGCCAUGAGCAUUAUGUCACCCUCAACUUGCCCUGCUCAACUCUGAGCCCUCCAGCAUCCCCCUCCCCUUCUACCUCAUCCACCACUUCACAGAGCUCAGCAUUUUCAAGCAUGGUGCAAGACCAGGGUGUGGCCACCAUGUUUGAGCUGUCGGUCCCUUUCCGCCAGCAGCACUUCCUGUCUGGCCUGCUGCUCACUGAACUCGCUCUUAUUCUUGAUCCUGAUGGUGAAGGGGUUUUCUUCCUUCAUAAAAAGGCCAUCAGUGCCGUUCACUCGCUGCUGUGCAGCCAUGAUGCGGACCCUCGUUACCAGGACCCUCAGGUUAGGGCGCAUGUUGCUCAGCUCUACCUGCCCCUGCUGCCCAUUGUCAUGGAGGCGCUGCAUCAGCUCCACGAUUUCUGUGAUUCCUCGCUUUCUCGCGCUCGCCUUUCCUCUGCCUACUUUGAAGACACCGACCCAGACAGUGGCAACAUUAUCAACCAGUCUGUUGCCAUGGCGAUCGCUGGCUCCCCUUUACCGCAUGCCAAAGCCAACCCAUUUACUCUCCCCUCUGUGGCCGGGCGCCAGACCAGCUCUCUGUCUGCCGAGUGCAGCCGGACUCUGCUGGUGUGCUUCCUGUGGGUACUGAAGAACGCAGACGCUUCCCUACUGGAGCGCUGGGUGUCGGACUUAUCUGUCCUGCAGAUCAACCGCUUGUUGGAUCUACUUCAUCUGUGUGUGUCCUGUUUUGAAUACAAGGGGAGGAAAGCGCUGGAAAGAAUAAACAGCCUGACAUUUAAAAAGUCUCAGGACAUGAAAGCCCGACUGGAGGAAGCCAUUCUGGGAACUAUAGGGGCUCGUCAAGAGAUGGUCCGCCGCUGCAGAGAAAGGAGUCCUUAUGGUAGCCAGGAAAAUGUCAGGUGGAAAAAGAAUGUCACCCACUGGAGACAAAAUACAGACAGAGUUGACAAGAGUAAGGCUGAGAUGGAGCAGGAGUCUGUGGUGGAUGGAAACUUAGCUACUGAGGUGUCCCUCAUAGUACUGGACACACUGGAAAUUAUAGUCAAGACUGUGGUUGCUUCUGAACUGAAGGAGAGCGUUCUUGGUGGAGUCCUGCGAGUGAUUCUUCACAGCAUGGCAGGCAACCAGAGCGCCCUCUUUCUGCAGCAUUGCUUUACUACACAGAGAGCACUGGUUUUCAAGUUUCCAGAGAUGCUGUUUGAAGAGGACACUGAGCUUUGCGCAGACCUUUGUUUGCGUCUCCUCCGUCACUGCAGCAGCAGCGUCGGCUCCGUCAGGAGCCAGGCCUCCGCCUCUCUUUAUCUCCUCAUGAGGCAGAACUUUGAGAUCGGAAAUAACUUUGCGCGAGUGAAGAUGCAGGUCACCAUGUCUCUGUCCUCUUUGGUGGGAACAUCACAGAACUUCAACGAAGAGCAUCUUCGUCGGUCAUUAAAGACGAUUUUGACAUAUGCUGAGGAGGACCUAGAGCUGCGUGAAACGCCUUUCCCAGAGCAGGUUCAGGAUCUGGUGUUCAACCUCCACAUGAUUCUUACCGACACUGUGAAAAUGAAAGAGCAUCAGGAGGAUCCUGAAAUGCUCAUUGACCUGAUGUACAGGAUCGCCAAAGGCUACCAGAACUCGCCUGACCUGCGCCUCACAUGGCUGCAGAAUAUGGCAGGAAAACACUCUGAGAGAGGGAACCACGCCGAGGCGGCCCACUGCCUCGUUCACAGCGCAGCGCUGGUGGCAGAGUAUCUCAACAUGCUGGAGGACUGCCGCUACCUGCCCAUCGGUUGUGUAACAUUUCAGAAUAUCUCCUCCAACGUGUUGGAGGAGUCAGCAGUUUCAGAUGACGUUCUGUCCCCUGAGGAGGAAGGCAUUUGUGCUGGGAAGUAUUUCAGUGAGGCCGGCCUGGUGGGCCUCCUGGAGCAAGCAGCUGCCUCUUUUAACAUGGCUGCCAUGUAUGCUAUAAACGAAGUGUACAAGAUUCUGUUACCCAUCGAAGCCAACAGAGACUUCAAAAAGUUGGCAACUGUCCACGGGAAGCUGCAGGAGGCCUUCAACAAAGUCUACAACCCAAGUUCAGGAUGGGAGAGAAUGUUUGGGACCUAUUUCCGAGUUGGUUUCUAUGGCUGCCACUUUGGAGAUUUGGAUGAGCAGGAGUUUGUCUACAAAGAGCCUUCAAUCACCAAAUUAGCUGAAAUCUCCUACAGGCUUGAGGAGUUCUACUCAGAAAGAUUUGAGGAUGACGUGGUUGAAAUUAUCAAGGAUUCUAGUCCAGUCGACAAAAGCAAACUGGAUCCCAACAAGGCUUACCUCCAGAUCACCUACGUCGAGCCUUACUUUGACACAUACGAGUUGAAGGAAAGAAUCACCUAUUUUGACAAGAACUACAACCUACGAACCUUCAUGUACUGCACUCCCUUCACUCUGGACGGCCGGGCACACGGCGACCUGCAUGAGCAGUACAAGCGCAAAACGAUCCUGACAACGUCUCAUGCCUUCCCUUACAUAAAGACACGCGUCAACGUCAUCCACAAGGAGGAGAUUAUCCUUGUUCCAAUAGAGGUGGCGAUUGAAGACAUGCAAAAGAAGACUCAGGAGCUCGCCUGCACAAAUCAAGACCCGGCGGACGACCCUAAGAUGCUUCAAAUGGUGCUGCAACUGUGCGUGGGAACCACUGUCAACCAGGGUCCCCUUGAGGUGGCGCAGGUCUUUCUCUCUGACAUUCCAGAGGACCCAAAGCUGUUUCGCCAUCACAACAAACUGCGGCUUUGCUUUAAAGACUUCACCAAGAGGUGUGAGGACGCCCUGAGGAAGAAUAAGAGCCUGAUUGGGCCAGACCAGAGAGAGUAUCACCGAGAGCUGGAGAGGAACUACCACAAACUAAAAGAAGCUCUGGGUCCUCUCAUCACCCGCAAAAUCCUCCAGCUGUACAGACCCCUGCCCGUGCAGACUGUGCAAACACAACGGAAUUCCUAUGGCAGAUCGAGUUUUCGCAAAAUUGACUGAUGAGGCGCAGAAAACUGGACAGCAACUCAAAGCAACAAGUUGUAGAAACGAGCACCAUCUUCUCCCAUCUGUCCUUCCCUCCCUCCCCCACCCUGUUGUGCGCCAACUAUCACCAUACACACGCAAUCAUUGCUCAUCUUGGUUGUUAUUUUAUCCCCAUCCAUAUGCUCGUUCCUUAACCCCCUUCUCCCAGUAUAACACCACUUCUGCUACCAUCCACACACUGAAAGAUGUCACCUCUUUUUCCCUUCUGUACCAUCCUCCCCCUCCGCCAUCACUACAGGCUCACACCACUGUAGGAAAAAAUCUCGUGUGUUUAUACUUGAAGGUUAUCUGCUUAGUAAACAUUGUCAUUUGGUGUGAGGUUCUUUAAGAGGUCUGCGUUUAAAGAAAGCUGUCUAAAGUAAUCUCCCAGACCCAAAGUAAUCUGUCUGAGCUGAUCUGGCUCUAGUGGUUCUACCAAACAUUAUGUUUCUGAGUUGCUUAAGGUUUCUCGGUUUUGCUUUAGAGAGAGUGUCAGUGGGCUGCCUUUUGUCAGGCCUUUUUUUAAAAUUUGCUAGGUUAUUCUAAUCCAGCUCUGUUAGUAGUCACUGCCAAAGUUUUAAACAAAAAAAAAAAGUCAC
Molecule: messenger RNA, 7035 nt
Organism: Poeciliopsis prolifica (blackstripe livebearer)
Lineage: Eukaryota; Metazoa; Chordata; Actinopteri; Cyprinodontiformes; Poeciliidae
Product: dedicator of cytokinesis protein 7-like
Biological process (GO): positive regulation of GTPase activity; small GTPase-mediated signal transduction
Cellular component (GO): cytosol
Molecular function (GO): guanyl-nucleotide exchange factor activity
Source: RefSeq, a predicted model, not a curated record